AUGUUUGAAGAGCAAGUUGCUAAUGAGAUUUAGGAAUCAGACAAACAGCAUGUCAGAGUCUAAUUCCCACAACGAUCAUGGCUGUCCAUAAUUUAGGACAAGAUUGUGUAGUAAAGCCAAGUUGUCAAGUUUAUUACUCAUUUUUUAGAUGAGUCAAUCAGAAAUGAACGAGAAACACGAAACACGAUUGGGUGUGACACCAAGUCUCUCCGAAAGAGAAACCUUGUGCAAGAAAUAAAUUGGAUAAUCUGCCUGUUUUAGAGAGGAUUUAGGAAAAUCCAGGAUAAGUGAUUUAGAUACUUCCCCUAUUCGAUACAGGGUAUAAAUAAAUAGCUACAGUCAUAGACUUAACCACAUGAGGUUCAUUUUAGGAUUAGAGUUUUUAUAAAGUAUUUGUUCUUGAGGGUAGUAUUUACUGUAAUAGGUCCUUUAAUUUUGGGUUACAGUUUAAUUAAGAGGGAUUGGCUGAAUUUUAUGAGCAACUUCAGAAUGUAUGGUAGUUGGGGCGAAGUUUGGUAUAACUAUUUUCGAUGGAUAUCAAAUUACAUCUUAAUUUUUACAAUCCUCUACGAUACCACCGAUGAAGAAAGGAGAAUCAUGCAUUAUGAAAUUGCAUUCUUCACUAUUGUGUACAUCACUGAAAAUGUGACAUACGCUAUUUAAUAUGCAUUUUUCCAUCCUUCCAAAUUGGCUUUGAUAGAAAGCUUUGAAAUGCGUAUCGUUGGUGACUCGCGUGAAUAGAGCAUCAACCCUUAUCAUUGGGCACAACAACAUUCAUCAACAAUCACCAAAGAAUUGGAGCAAUCCUUAAAGCGAUCACAAGUCGAAAAUUCUAUAUUCCAAUUGUACUUCAUGGUUCAACCUAAUCCAGAGAGAUUGAAAAAAAUCUAAGUUGCUGAAUAAGAUUUAAGAAAUAAAAUUUAGAUCGAAGAGAUAGCUGGUGAUGGCUUUUUGAUGGCUAAGGAGAUAAUCAAUGAAUUCAACAAGAGCAGCAGUUAUAAAACUGCAAUCCAACUCGCAAUCAUACUGGGAAUCACACGAGUGGGGUUGUGCAUCAUUUUCAUGGAACUGUGUGAAGAAUCUGUUAAAAGUACUGCCGUCGUUGUUUAGCUGUCUCUCUUUCAGUUCACAUACUUCAGCACAAUCCUCUGUUUGAUGAUCCUGACUUACAGAGAUCUAAGAAGAAAGGUUUUCUCAAUGACACAACUAUCACAUUUGAUAUCAGCUGAAAAAGUUGAAGUCUACCAGGAAUCCAAGAUGUUUCCAACCAUCAAUUUGUUAUGCACAGUCUCCAUUUAUUCUUGGGUUAAUCUGAGGAAGAUCCUCCUUGAUUAUGGGUUGCAAUACACAAGAAGACAAACAUUCAUUUUAUCAUUCAUCAUGAUUAUCAAUACCAUAUUGAUGGGUGUGAUGACUCUUCUCUUUUAUUUGGAGCUAAUCUCCAUGAUUAGCAUACUGUAAUAGACCUUGGAUUUCGCAAUCAUUGCUAUCUUCUCAAUUGGCUUAGUCUUAUAGGGAGCAAGGAUUAAUGCCCAUUGGUCUAUUCAUAGGGGAUUACUGAGAAGGAAUCUCUUCCUUAUCUAAUAGUUGGCCUAUCAAAUAUUCAAGCCUUUGGAUUACAGUUUUAAAGCAGAAGACCCAGUAUUUCAUGUAUUUAUAUCAAUUGACUCUAGGCUCUAUCAAGAAUGCUGGAUACUACCUAUUCAGAAAUCAUUAUAAAAGAAGACUCGCUGCUUAAUUACUCAAUUUUUUGCAUCAAUUCGAUUUAACAUGUGGUAUAUCAUUUAUACAAAUCAGUUCGAUAAUUUGGGACAUUUAGAAAAGUCUUAGCCAUACACUGUAAUGGGUAUAGCCAUGACAUAUCAGUUAUUGGUACAAGUUUGUGUGAGUGCCUUGGGGUUGAUUGCAACUUCAGGAUUGAAUUUCAUACUGUAGGUUACUAAAUGAUUGUAAUUAAUUUAUAAAUAUCAUACUUAAUAUCAAAUCCAG
Messenger RNA from Paramecium octaurelia, 1989 nucleotides. The record is from the annotation of a GenBank genome assembly. NCBI's taxonomy places the organism in Eukaryota, Ciliophora, Oligohymenophorea, Peniculida, Parameciidae.